Messenger RNA from Seminavis robusta, 729 nucleotides. The record is from the annotation of a GenBank genome assembly. NCBI's taxonomy places the organism in Eukaryota, Bacillariophyta, Bacillariophyceae, Naviculales, Naviculaceae.
AUGCCCAGCACUAGCACCAGCAAGAAAGAAUCCGCUCAAUUGGUCCACGAAAAGUCGUUUCUGUCUCGCGAGAAAGCGGAUCACUACUACGCUCGAUUGGAAUCGGAAUUGCCGUGGGGUCCCUUCUCGUGGGUCCCCGGUACCAAACCUCUGAAACAACUCGUCUACUUUUACGACGUUCAAGAACAACAUGUUCGUCCCAACGCUUGUCUGGACGAACUCAUCCAAUUGGUGGAAACCACGUACCAUACCAAAUCCAUUGUGACUUGGUGCAACCUCUUUCGCGAUUCCAACGAUCUCAUUGAUUGGCAUCAAGAUCAAUACGGCAUGUCCCUCUACGUGCUUUCCUUUGGCGCCUCGAGGCCCGUCGAAAUUCGGCCCUACAAUUGGAGUGCUCUUCUGACAUCGGAUGGAAGUCCGACACAAACCUUGUCGUUGGCACAUGGAGAUCUCUAUCAUUGGAACAAACAAUUCGAUGCCAACCACCAACAUCGUGUGCCGGCUUCCGGUGAAGACGGCAAGCGCAUCUCCAUUCUCGUCUUGGGACAUCCCAUUGGGUCCAAUGUCAAUCCCGAAAAACUGCAAACCGAUACCAUGAGUCCAGUCUACACCGGUCAAUGCAACAGCAAUAAUUGUCAAGGGUUCUUGGGACCCGCCAAGGCCACCAUGACCAAUGCCGAACGCAAAUGUCAAACAUGUGGAAACAAGUAUCGAUACGAUUCCUGGUAA